AAAAAAAAAAAGAGAACCAUAGAUGCGCAGCGCUACCUGAAGAACUUGGUAGUACCAACAUAAAAAUUAAAAAACAAAACCCACCCAACCUCGAUGAUCUCCCCCUAGCAGCUACAGCCUCCCUCCCGACACCACCGCCGUUACCUCUGUUCUGUACGGUACCCCACCAUCUCCGUCAGCCAGCCCUCUCAUAUUAUGAGUUGGUUCUUUCUGUCUUUUCUUCUUCCAUAAAAAUAAGGCACAUCAUUCGUUCCUUGUUUCUUUCUUUCAUUGCCCACCGUUUGGCCUUUCUGAUCUCUUCUUUGUUUCUGGGCAUCCAUCUCUAAACCUCAAAUCUCCCAUCGCCAGUCGAUUAUCUUCUUCUUCUUCUUCUUCUCUUCGGAACCCAUCUACCCAAGGAGGAAAACAAGAAGACAAGGAAAAUGAAAAACCCCCCUCAGCCUCAGAAUUUGGAUCCGCUGUGAAUUAUCCAGCCUCAAUCGAAAUUUCAACUUUUCCGAGAGAGAGACUCCUCCAAGGGAAGGGAAAAAAGAGAGAGAGAGAUUGAAAUGGCAGCCCUACUGUACCAGAUAUUGUCGUCCUCAGCACUGGUGUCACUGGGACUCUACCACAUGGUGGCCACCACCCGCAACCACCUCAAGUCCCCACAGUCGUACGCUGCCAAGCCCUACCACCCCUUCCCUCUCUCCUCCUCUUCAUCUUCGUCUUCCAAUCAUCAUCGCCUCAGGUACUUGCAGCUCUACGCCGUCAUUGCCUUCCUCAUGGUUGCCGUCGCCCACCAGACCUUCACCUCUUUCGACGCCGAUCCACUCCUCAAGGGCCGCACCCCCGUCCACCGGUUCACCUCUCUGCAGUCCGCAGCCUCCCUCUUCCUGUUUCUGCUGCUCACGCUCGCUCUGCUGCUCUCGGAGUGGGCUCCAUCUGUGCUGCCACUGCCCUCCGAUCUCGUCUUUGGCCUGGCUGCCACCCUCUUCUACCUACAGUGCCUGGUCUCGUGGGGUGCAGCUUCGGUGCAGAUGUCGGAUCUGCAGGCCAAGUGUGACUCGGUGUCGGGUCGGAUCUCGGCGGUGGCGUCAGGGCUGUGCGUGGUGUUGGCAUGCCAGCCGAGGUUGUUUGUGGCUGAUGUGGGAUUGGGAGCGGCCAUGUGCCUGCAGGGGCUGUGGGUGUUGCAGACGGGGCUGUCACUUUACGUGGAGGCGUUCAUCCCGGAGGGCUGCCACAGGCUGCUGGAUGUGGUGAGCGGGGUCGAGGGUUCCACCAAGUGCGACCUCGAUGAGUCCCGCUUCAGGGCCGUGGCAAUUCUGGAUUUGGUGUUCUUGGUCCAUGUCAUGUUCGUCUUGCUCAUUGUCAUGGUCACCUAUGCUGUUGUUUCCAAGUCCGUUGGCAUCCACAGAUUGGGUUCUUACGAGGCCUUGCCCAACGCUGCUCCCUCCUCCGACCACAACAACCACAUUCAGAUGAAAGCCUUGAGCGGCACCCAGGCUUAGUUGACAACCACACCCCCACAAUCGACAUUGAGGAGGAGAAUCAGAGAGACUCCUGGUGCAGCUAGAGCAUGGGUAUCAACACUACAGUCAUAAAGAAGCUGUGAAUUCCUUGAGUGGCAAGGCAAUGGUUCUGCGAAACUCGGAAUGCUUACAGCAAUUGUUGCUGCUGCAAAUUCGACUGCUUAGGAGAUGUUUUUUGUAGUCUAGAUUAGUUUGUUAAUGGACCGUCUUUGGAUUCAAUUGUAGUUCUAAGCUAACUCUGUCAAGAUAACAUUUCAAUAACUUUUUACAGGUAUUCGACUCAAAUAUAGUAGAUGUUGUGGCAAUUGUUGUGACAACCUUAUAAAUGUCAUUGUUGUGGUGAUUGUAAUUCACUUGGGGUAGGGUGUAGUGUUGUUAUUCCCACAAUAUGUUUUGUAAUGUCCUAUUAAAUAUAUUCACGGUUUUAUCUGCUGGUUAUA
Molecule: messenger RNA, 1948 nt
Organism: Prunus dulcis (almond)
Lineage: Eukaryota; Viridiplantae; Streptophyta; Magnoliopsida; Rosales; Rosaceae
Exons: 4
Coding region: 549-1487 (312 amino acids)
Source: RefSeq, a predicted model, not a curated record